AUGGAUAACGAAUACAAUCGAUAUUAUAUAAAAAUUCGAACUAUUUUGGGGAUAAAUCCAAAGACGAUUCACGAAGAACUUGCUACAGCUUUGGGAUCCAAGGCUCCAUCAUAUCCAAUAGUUGCAGAAUGGGCAAAGCGUUUCUGUGAAGGAAGAGAAGAUGUCAAUGAUGAUCCUCGAUCUGGUCGUCCAGUAUCCGAGCUGACAGAUGAAAAUAUUGAACUAGUACGAGAGGUUAUCAACAAUGAUCCACAUUCAACUUAUGAUGAUAUUAUAGCUGAGACAUUUCUCUCUCAUGGUACAAUAGAAAGAAUUAUCCACGAUUGUCUUAAGCUGAAAAAAAUUACAUCACGUUGGUCAACAAAUGCAAGCUGGGUUGGCGAAGAUGAAUCACCAACUACUAUUGGUCGUCGAGGUAAAUUUGAACCAAAAACUUUAUUUUCUAUUUUCUUUAAAUCAAAUGGUCCUGUUCUUAUACAUGCUGUUGAUCCUGUCAGGAAGGAAAUAUGGAAACAAAGAAAGUCAGCAGGUACAAAAGGUAUAAAAUUGCUUCAAGACAAUGCUCGAUCCCAUAUUCAUUCCGAUGUUAUUAAUUAUUUAACAGAAGAAGGUAUUAUUAUAAUGUCGCAUCCACCAUAUUCACCUGGCAUUGCACCAUGUGAUUAUUGGCUAAAUGCUUACAUCAAACGUAAUUUAACUGAUCAAUUAGAUGAAAAACCAUUGGCUCGUGCGGUAUCCAAGAUUGUGAAAAUAAUUGAAGACAGCUUUGAAAUAUCCCAUCGGUAUUCCAAAGAAAAUUUUGUGAAAGCAUUUGCAAACUAG
Didymodactylos carnosus is the source of this 822-nucleotide messenger RNA. The record is from the annotation of a GenBank genome assembly. NCBI's taxonomy places the organism in Eukaryota, Metazoa, Rotifera, Eurotatoria, Philodinida, Philodinidae.